AUGCCGCUUUUUGACAAGCUGUCCGAAUAUCUGCCCCUCUGGACCCUUCCCCAUCCCGCAGGCGACCACCCCCCGCUCGACGACUCCGCCCGAUCUCCUCCGCCAUCAGAUGCCAUCUUCCAGCCCAUACAACGGACUCAGACGUCCGGCGCUUCCCCCGCCGAUUCGCCUGUAGAAUCCGGUUCUCGACUCCCACAAUCUGUUGAAAGCGUUCCAGAGUCCACUCCCGCUUCUAGCAAUGCCGAAGGACUUCGAUAUUAUCGUGAACCUCGACCAGUACGUCCCAAAUACCGCCAGCCUUUUCCUCGAUCCGAAUCAGGGAUGCGUCGUCUGCCCGGCGAGAAGUCUUCGCAUACUACGCAGCUCCGGCCUUCCGAACUACAAGAUGAACUUCGCCUAUUCCCUCCCAGCAAACGCAAUAAUACUACGCAGGCAGGAGCCGCUGCAGGAUACAUAGGGCCCGAACAGUCCAAGAAACGCCGUCGCCAGGAUUACUCAGACACCAGCUUUAAGAAACCCAUCAACCUCUCCGACGAUGUUGAGCGCCCCGCACGGGCACCCCAUCCUGGUGCCGAGCACUCGUCACGUAUGUCUCCCACUUUGAGUCACAGCCCAAGGAAGAAAAGGAAGCAGCGGGAUAACCGACCCACAAAAGUGAAAGAGUUCCGAGAUAUCGAGGACAUUGUCUCGCCCAGAGUACACCGCAGUCCGAAACGUGGUGCCAAGGCCUGCCAGAAAAGCCCCUCGGAGGACGAGCACGAAGAGCGCUUCACCGAAAAUGCAGCCAAGGCAAGACGGAAGGCCUCAUCCCUGCUGGGCAAUGACGCUCCCGAACCAGACAAACUGGGGAAACCGACCAAACAUCAGGUUUUCGAAAGUGUUGAGAUUGUCAAUACCCAGUUGUCGGCUGUCGGUAAAUGCGGCGCGAAAAAGAAUCGGACGAUUGAGAACCCCAUUCAGAUGGAGACACGAAGGCGUACGCCUGACUCCAGGGAAAGCUCGGAUGAGCUGCAAGGGGCAGUCACAGUGCAGAUACCGUCGUUCUCGGGUGGAGACCUCAGAAGACGCGUCAGAAGUGAUUCGGAGGUGGAGGAACACCCAGCCACCGGAAAGCGUCAGCCCGACAUUCGACCGACCGUCUUCGAAUCGCCUGAAAGUGGGCCUCAGCGGAAGCAAAAGAAGAAGAGUGUCAAAUCUUCAAAGGUUGUUUUGACCCGGUUCUUCAAUGUGGUUUUCGUCCGAUUGGGCUCGAUUGAACAAGAGGCAUCAGCCGAUGAGCCCGUUGAGCUGGAUGUGAACCUUACACAUCGCAGCAUCUCAUUAACUGAUGAGGAUGCUACCAAAUCCUUUAUAUUACCUUUCACCAAAAUCUUAAGCAUCAUGAAGGGCAACUCCCCAAGCCACAAGGUCAGACUACAGUUAUCAAAGAUGUCUGGAAUCGACCAGCGAGUUGAUGUCGAGUUCGUAUCGGCGCGAGUGAAAGAGGAGUUUUGUUCUUUCCUGACCGGACAGAACUUUCGAAUAGACAGCAGAGACGGGGAGUGGCUGGACAAAGCGUUCAACAAAGCCCGGAGAGAACUCAAACAAUCUUCAAAUGGCAUGAAACGGCCUGCGGAAAGCGCCCCCGAUCCCAUUUCCGCCAAGCAGCCCGAUUCUGCGAAAAGGGUGAAGCUCACCGACGCCCUGCGGGACGCAGCGAAACCUUCUGGCGCAUCUCGGGAAUGUGCAAACCCCUCCAUUACCGCAGCUAAACCCAACGAAACAUCUCAGCCUAAAAAGAGUCCAAGUCCCUCACCUCAACAACUAACCGAGAACACGGUGUCAGCUGCAGCAAAGAAGUCGAAGCUGUCGUCCGAUCGAGCGACAAGAGCAAUGGUGCGCCGACCUACUACGGCUACGGUCGUAUGCGACGAUAGCGACGAUGACCUUGCGCAGCAGCAGCCUUUGCCCGAUGGACAGGCUGAAAGGUGGCAUAUACCACUCGUGUAUCCGCCAUCCGGAAAGAAAAAGGCCGAGGUGACCAUGUCUGAUCUCAUACGACUGGGAGACAACGAAUUCUUGAAUGACAACCUCAUCGGGUUCUACAUCCGGUUUCUCCAAGAGCAUCUGGAUCGGACUAACAAAGAAACGGCACAAAGAGUUUAUUUCUACAACUCCUUCUUCUACCACAAUCUUACAAACAGGCCCAGAGGCACACGGGCUAUUAACUAUGAAGGCGUGCAAAAAUGGACGAGAACCGUCGACAUCUUCAGCCACGAUUAUGUGGUGGUGCCGAUCAACGAAAAUGCGCAUUGGUAUGUUGCCAUCAUCUGCAACCUACCGAGCCUUCAGGGGAUUGCAAACAAAGAACCGGCCCCCGGAGGAUCGGCGGAAGUAGAGACAGAGACAUCGGUUCCCCCAGACAGUCAGGUCCAGGAGGUACCGGAAACACCGGAGCCUGAAGUGGCACCCAACCAAGACAAGACGGAGGAACAGACUCCAGGCACAGAUUCCUCAACGGAGAAAUUGGCGAAACAGUCACUCGCUUUCAUGAGCCUAGAACAAGGCGCCGAGAAAGGCAAAGGCAAAGAAGAUCCUUCUGCAAGCGAAGAGUGGCCAGAGCAAGAAGACAUGCCAGUUAAACCGCCAAAAACCCUAUCUAACAUCGCAGACACGGGGGCUUCUGGGCUCGCUGCAAAUCCUCGCAAGACCAAGACGAAGCGAUCGGGUCCCAGAUACGAUGCUUGCCAGCCGAUCAUCAUCACUUUCGACUCCCUAGACCUGACUCGCUCUCCCACCAUACGAUGUUUGCGCGAAUAUCUCUUUGAGGAGGCGAAGUCCAAGCGGGGCGUCGAGAUCGACAAAACCCUGAUCAAGGGCAUGACGGCCCGGGGAAUCCCCCUCCAGCCUAACUUCUCCGACUGCGGUUUGUAUCUCCUGGCGUAUCUGGAAAAGUUCGUCCAAGACCCGGACCUGUUCAUCAGGAAGCUCCUCCACAAGGAGAUGGACUCGGAGAACGACUGGCCGGUGCUGAAGUCCGGUCUUCUCCGGUCUCGACUGCGGAAGUUCCUCGAUGCGCUGUAUGACGAGCAGGAGCUGCUGAAGCGACAGGAGUUCGACCCGAAGACCACCAUGGUCGAUAGGAAGCCUAUCUGUUAUCUCUUGAAGACUUCUGUGUCUGCGGCGGAGGCUAAGCGCGAGAAGAAAAAGUCACCGCUGCGAAAAGAGAAGUCCCCGUCUGGGGAGGCGAAGUCGGGAAGCGAUGCGAGGGGUUCUUCGGCGACUGGAUCGGAUGCGAAUGGCCGGGUCAACGCGAAGGAGGGAAAGUCCGACAAGCCUCGGAAGCCGUCGCCGCAAUCACCAACCGUGGACGUGAAACGGGCCCCUACUCCCUCUGAACCCCGCGAUACCAACACAGCGAAGCAAUCCCUCGAGCCCGAAGUCGUCCUCGUACCAGACAGCCAACCCGAGACCACCCCAUCCACCACCGAAAGGCAAGCCCCCGGACCCCGUCCUCGUCCACGCAGUCCGGAACGCAAACCAUCGUCCCAGACUAUCAACGACGAAGAAGUAGAGGACAGCAGCCCCGAAGACAUCGUGACCGCCGUUGCGGUGCCAGUGGAAACGCAAGUCCGGGGAACGCCUCCCCCGUCCGCCCCCGUCCGCCCCCGUGCGAAACAGUGUUGA
This is a messenger RNA of Aspergillus heteromorphus CBS 117.55, 3666 nucleotides long. Its product is annotated as SUMO protease ULP2. Gene Ontology annotation, molecular function: SUMO-specific endopeptidase activity. The record is from RefSeq and is a predicted model, not a curated record. The coding region runs from base 1 to 3666 and encodes 1221 amino acids. Gene Ontology annotation, cellular component: cytoplasm; nucleus. Gene Ontology annotation, biological process: protein desumoylation. NCBI's taxonomy places the organism in Eukaryota, Fungi, Ascomycota, Eurotiomycetes, Eurotiales, Aspergillaceae. The transcript is spliced from 8 exons.